GCGCAUCAAAAGAAUCGCGCGCAAUUGCGCGUGGGCUCCGCUCUUUAUGGCACGAGCCGUACAGGUAUAAAACCAGGCGACGCACGACUCAGAAUGCAGAAAAUUGGAGAAGUCGAGACCCACCGAGCAAGAAGUGAAAUCAAGACCUCAUUCAAGGAAGUAUGCAUCCAAACAUGAAAAUGUGGAUCGGUUGGGCAGCGUGCGCCUUCCUCUUGUUCGCCUGCUUGGGAACUCUUACGGAAGGGUAUCCAACAAAACCCGACAACCCGGGAGAGGACGCACCUGCGGAGGAGCUCGCCAAGUAUUAUUCUGCAUUAAGACACUACAUCAACCUAAUAACAAGGCAGAGGUACGGCAAAAGGUCCAGCGCUGACACCUUAAUAUCAGACCUUCUGAUUGGUGAAACAGAGUCCCACCCCCAGACCAGAUAUGAGGACCAUUUGGUGUGGUGAUCUCAGCAAUUGUGUUAACGCAGUCAUGUCCAUGUGUCAUCCUGUUAUACAGUCACCAAAUCUCAUCAAAUUGAAAUCUUCUGUUUCAUCAAGAUCAGCAACUUGCUGUGAAGUACCACAGCCAUAAUCAGGAUAGUGAAAACACUGCAGAACAUUCAAAUAACACAUCAAAUCCUUAUGUCUGUACAUGUCUAUGUGAAAUGCAUACAUAUGGUUGCCUUGUUGACAUGUGCUGUCACUCACUGAAGGUCAGUCAGCCAUUCAACAAGACAAUUGUACAGAGACUUACUGUGUGUAUUCGUGUUGUGUCCAUUGUAAACCCAAAUAUAAAAAGAGAACAUUACUAACUGUACAGUAUAACAGUGCUAAUAAAGGUCACUAUAUUUGAAAGAGUC
Megalobrama amblycephala (Wuchang bream) is the source of this 847-nucleotide messenger RNA. RefSeq names its product neuropeptide Y (gene npy). Lineage: Eukaryota; Metazoa; Chordata; Actinopteri; Cypriniformes; Xenocyprididae. Gene Ontology annotation, molecular function: neuropeptide hormone activity; neuropeptide Y receptor binding. Gene Ontology annotation, biological process: neuropeptide signaling pathway; feeding behavior. The coding region runs from base 162 to 452 and encodes 96 amino acids. The record is from RefSeq and is a predicted model, not a curated record. The transcript is spliced from 4 exons. Gene Ontology annotation, cellular component: extracellular region.